This is a messenger RNA of Scedosporium apiospermum, 1338 nucleotides long. RefSeq lists its product as uncharacterized. The coding region runs from base 1 to 1338 and encodes 445 amino acids. The record is from RefSeq and is a predicted model, not a curated record. The transcript has 5 exons. Lineage: Eukaryota; Fungi; Ascomycota; Sordariomycetes; Microascales; Microascaceae.
AUGGCCAAACGUUCGCUCGGUUGGGCCCUGGAAAAAGGGCGUUUACUCUGCAUCGCCGUCUUCGUGGAUGUCUGCGCCGCGCAGCUGAACCUCACAUGCCCAGACUACGUAGCCCGUCACGCACCCCUCCUAUCACUGCACCCGGAGGAGCCGUACAUGCCCAGCGACAUACUCACCCACAUCCAGCGCACCACACCCAAGCUCAAUCACGAAGCCAUCCCGGACCCCCUGCCCCCGCUCGACCUGGACAACUUGGAAAUCCUCAACCGGUUCGGCGAGCAGGUCGCCCUCACCUCCAUCGAUGACCCGACCACGUACCCGCCGUGGCUUCUCGGCGAGCGCCCAGACUCCGACGGCCGCACACGGAACGCCACCCCGUGUGUGGUGAUUGUAGUGGAGAAGGGCGAUUCGGUUUUGGACGCCUUUUACUUUUACUUCUACUCGUACAACGAGGGCCCCAACAUCACCCAGGUCCUCGAGCCGCUAAACGGCAUCAUCGAUGGAGGUCGCAACUUCGACCGGUCCAAGCACUUUGGCAACCAUAUUGGUGACUGGGAGCAUAACAUGAUCCGGUUCCGCGAUGGCGAACCCGUCGGCAUCUUCUAUAGCCAGCAUAGAGACGGGGCUGCCUUUGACUGGGAUGACCAGAGUAUCUCCAAGUCGGGGGGUCGGCCCAUCGCUUAUAGUGCCCUCGGCAGCCAUGCCAUGUAUCCCACGCGAGGGGACCAAGUCCAUGAUUACGCAAUCAUAGACUACUGCGACGACGGACCGACAUGGGACCCGGUGCUUUCGGCCUACUUCUACCACUUCGACCCGCCCACCUUCACGCUAACGCAGUUGACGCCCCCAAGCGGGUUGCACUCGUCCCCGCCGCCGCCGCCGUCGAACCUCACGUCCUUCUUCUACUACCUCGGCAAUUGGGGGGAUACGCAGUACCCAGAUUCCGACCCGCGCCAGGCCACCGUGCCCUACUUUGGGCUCAAGCGCUUCGAGACGGGUCCCAACGGCCCGCGGUACAAGCACCUGGUGCGCAAGGGCCUCAUGCGUGACCACCCGCGGAAGCUGGCGUGGAUCGAGUGGGCCGUCGGCGUGUACAUGGCCUGGUAUCCGUGCUGCUUGAGGGGCUGGCGGGUCUGGGUGUUUUUGGGACUCGUCCUCGCUGCUGUGGUUGGCACUGCUAUCGGGCUAUGGAUUGGCAUUAGGAGGUGGAUCGGGGGGUUGAAGGCGCGCGCCAAGGCGAGGACGGAAGAGAUCCCUCUAGACGACUUUGCAUCCGAGGAACAGGGUCUUCUCUCUUCGUUCGACGAGGACACGGAGAGGAAUACUAGGGGGGAAUAG